This is a messenger RNA of Electrophorus electricus (electric eel), 2866 nucleotides long. Lineage: Eukaryota; Metazoa; Chordata; Actinopteri; Gymnotiformes; Gymnotidae. The record is from RefSeq and is a predicted model, not a curated record.
GCGCAGGUGAGGAGGGACGACUCUUUCCCACCCGUCCACCGUUACGGUUACGCAGCGUUCGCGGUUUCCUCGCUGUAAUUCUAGUUAUUUUAUUAAUAUCCGUGCGUUUUUUUUUUUUUUCAAAUUUAAUAAAAAAAAAAAUACUAUUAAAGCGAGCUGACUCUCAGGUGUAAAUCCAACUGGUGUAACUGGUCGGCGGGUCAUGUGACGUGAAAAUUCCGUAUGGAUCAUAUGACAGGUUGCAGCUAUAAUAAAGUUUAUGGGACGUUGCACCGACACCGUUCACUGUGAGCAGACCGGUGUGCUUUACCGUUUAACUCUGUACCAACAGAUCAGCUCAGGUAUGGAGAACUCAUUGUUCAAGUGGCCUGAAGUCACGGGCGAGGCGGACAUGGUUGUUGGCAUGCUGUCCGUCUCUGAAUACCACUUAUCCGUACUCACGAUUGUGUUUGUUCCCUGGUGCUGUGGUGAACAAGACCCUCACGUCUGGGGACUGCACGAUGAUGCGCUGAGAAUCACGCGUCUCGUUUGCCUACGCAGAGUUUCCAGGAAGCGGAAAGUCGUGAGAUGCCGCAUAACUGUCCUGUAUUUGCGCACAAUCAGGAACACGCUGCACUUUAGUUCACAUGGGUGGAAACCCUCACGUUGCUUCUUCUUGGGACACUUCUUAACGUGACGUCAAAGCGGAGGAGAGGAGCAACACGAUGAGCAUUCAUCUACAGUAGUCCAUAUCAUUUACUGGACAAUAUUUAAUAACAAAUAAGCCCCGUGCCUGAUCCUACAUAUUAUGAAUAAUACAAACACAUCUCAUUUCACUGCUGUUAGCCAAGUCUUUGAGCGAACGGCCAGCAACGUGUCCAUCGUGCCAAUUUCGGUACGUCAACGUGGUAUACUGCCGCCCACGCGCCCGGGUAUCUGAGCUAGCUGAUGCUCAGUGGGGAGACUCACCGAUGACGUGCCCCGUGUGUGUGGUGUCGCUUUCUAUGGUUUCCAGUCAUGGACGACUCUGGCGCGGCCUACCUGGCCUUCAGCGACCUGUCUGGCGGCGGCAGCGGCAGCAUGUGGGUAGAGUCGCUGGCCCGGCAGGAGCGGCAGGAGCAGCAGGAGGUGGAGGCCUUCCGGCGGAGGCUGAAGUACUUCUUCAUGAACCCGUGCGAGAAGUACCACGCCCGAGGCCGCAAGCCCUGGAAACUGAUGCUCCAGAUCAUCAAGAUCGCCGUCAUCACCGCCCAGCUGGUGUCGUUUGGCCUCAGUAAUCAGAUGGUAGUGGCGUUCAAAGAGGAGAACCUGAUGGCGUUUAAGCACCUGUUCCUGAAGGACUACGCCAGCCACGAUCCCGGCGACUACGCCGUGUACACGCAGGCCGAGGUGUACACCCACCUCUCCCACGUCGUGAAACAGUUUCUUUGUCUCCGAAACCUAACGGUGGGGAACCAUGCCUACGAGAAGGACGGCCACUUCUACGCGCCCCUGCUCGUCUGCCAGCAGUUCUACCACAACGGCAGCAUCUCGCCGGCCAACGAGACCUUUGAGAUCGACGCCCAGGUGGAAAAAGAGUGCCUGGAGAUCUACCCAUUACAGCCUGUGUCCGUACCAGACGUGAACCUGUCCAACUUCACCCUGCAGUUCAAACGGUUGCUGGAGGUGAAUGUGUACUUCACUCUGAAGGCCAUCAACCUGCAGACUGUACAGCACCACGAGCUGCCUGACUGUUAUGACUUCAGCAUCACUAUCACGUUCGACAACCGGGCGCACAGCGGUCGUAUCCGAGUGGAUCUGGACAACGACGUGGACAUCAACGAGUGCAGGGACUGGAAGGUCACGGGCGCCUCACCCAAGAACAUCUACUACACGGUGCUGUUUGACACCGUCAUCAUUCUGACGUGCCUGGCGUCGCUGGUGCUCUGCACACGCUCAGUGGCAACCGGAGUUCAGCUGCAGUUUGACUACACGACCUUCUUCAAGAACCAUUUUGGCAAGCGCGUGUCCUGGUCCGAUCGGAUGGAGUUUAUUAACGGCUGGUACAUCCUCAUCGUCGUCAGUGACGUCCUGACCAUCACCGGCUCGGUGCUCAAAAUUGCGAUCCAGCUCAAGGUGGUGACGAGUUAUGACGUUUGCAGCAUUCUCCUGGGCACUGGCACCAUGCUCGUCUGGAUCGGCGUGCUGCGCUACAUGGGAUACUUCAAGAAGUACAACAUCUUGAUCAUCACCCUGAGGGCAGCCUUCCCCAACGUGAUGCGGUUCUGUUGCUGUGCGGCUAUGAUCUACCUGGGCUACUGCUUCUGUGGCUGGAUCGUUCUGGGGCCCUAUCAUGAGAAGUUCCGUUCUCUGAACACUGUGUGCGAGUGCCUCUUCUCGCUGAUCAACGGUGAUGACAUGUUCACCACCUUUAAGACCAUGCAGCAGAAGAGCUACCUGGUGUGGCUCUUCGGCCGCGUCUACCUCUACACCUUCGUCUCCCUCUUCAUCUACAUGGUCCUCAGCCUCUUCAUCACCUUGAUCACCGACACCUACGAGACCAUCAAGCAGCAGCAGGUGGACACCGAGCCCGCGUCAGAGCUGCACGCCUUCGUCUCCGAGUGCAAGGACCACCCCAACUCUGGCUGCUACCGCGUGGACGACGGCUCGUCUCCUUGUCUCGUCUGCUGUGGGAGAAGGCUGAACUGCUUGCAUGAGAGGCACUGAACUCCAACAUACUCUGGGACUCCACUACCAUUAUAAUGUAGGGAUUAUUGUAAUUUUAUGCUAGUUACAUGUAUAAUUUCUAAAUAUGUAAUGAAUGACAAGACAGAAAGGAUAUGACUUUUGGAAGUUUCAUUGUAAUAAUUUAUCUUUUUUUGUUGUUUAUUAUUGUAUUCUCAAAAAA